This is a messenger RNA of Gossypium raimondii (Peruvian cotton), 690 nucleotides long. RefSeq lists its product as uncharacterized. The record is from RefSeq and is a predicted model, not a curated record. The transcript has a single exon. The coding region runs from base 120 to 506 and encodes 128 amino acids. Lineage: Eukaryota; Viridiplantae; Streptophyta; Magnoliopsida; Malvales; Malvaceae.
GCCCUGCGUUCAGAAAUACCCUGUGACAACUUAGUUUAAGCUGUGAACCACACAAAUUCAGGCACCCACUUUUGCUAUAAACUUUAAAUCUCGCACCAGAGAGGACACAGAUUUAUUCAAUGGCCUAUUAUAGAAGAGGGGACUCCAUCCUUGAUUCAUUCUCUUUAAGCCCUUUGCCUUAUCCUGUUCUGUUAAUCCUAGCAGUGACAUCAAUAUUUCUUGGGAUGUCAUGGUAUGUGAACUAUGAAUCAGUUCUGGAAACCGCUGAAGAGCAACUGAGUUGGGUGCUUUUCGCCACACCAGUUGUGUUGAUACUCUUGGCUCGUUGGGUGUCAUCUAUGGAUACUUCCGAUAUGUUAUUUGGUUCAUCGCCAUGGGAACGUCGCCGCCAGACUCACCAUCGUCCUUCCGAGGGUAGCUCACCUUGGAUUGUGGCUGCUUUCAUUGUGCUGCUGCUGAUUUUGGUACAGUAUCAGUCAGUUUUUCGCGAGAGCUGGCUGGUAUGAUACUGUAUAUAUGUUUAGAUACAUGGAAAAAACUAGUUGUGUAUUUCUUAUUUUGGUUGGUUUUUAGGUGUUUCAUAUGUGAUAGAUUGAACUGGGUUUGGCUUUAUUAGAUCAAGUAUAAGCAUGUAUGAUAGUUUUGUAUUGUAAAUAACAUUGCAAAACACAAAAGAAGUUGCUUGUUUAA